AGAAGAAGAAGAAGAAAACGUCAGCAGCGGAAGAGGACUGAGAGCGGAUGUUUGCGCUGGUCACAUUAAACGCCUAAAACAGAUCAUUUCUAACAGUUUUCAGAUGUCUGAGGACGUCUAUGAGAAGUUCCUGGCUCCAGAAGAGCCGUGUCCGCUGCUGUCUCGGAGAGGGAACCUCAGUGAAGAUGCUACGCUGGACGUCAGUGACUUCGGCUGUCAGCUGUCCUCGUGUCACCGCACAGAUCCGCUCCACCGCUUCCACAGCAGCAGGUGGCACCUGACCUCCUGCGGCACCAGCGUGGCCAGCUCAGACUGCAGCGAGGAGCUCUUCUCCUCCGUGUCUGUGUGUGAUCAGGACGACUGCUACUCGCUGCUGGAUGAGCAGGAGCUGGCCUCCUUUGAGCUGUUCCCUGAGGGCAGCGUGUGCAGUGACGUGUCCUCCUCCAUCAGCACUUACUGGGACUGGUCCGACAGCGAGUUCGAAUGGCAGUUAGCAGGCAGUGAUAUAGCCAGCGGCAGCGAUGUGCUCUCCGACAUCAUUCCCAGCGUGCCCAGCUCACCCUGCCUCCUGUCCAAAAGAAGAAACAAACCGCACCGAAACCUGGACGAGCUGCCCUGGAGCGCCAUGACCAACGACGAGCAGGUGGAAUAUAUUGAGUAUUUGAGUCGAAAAGUGAGCACAGAGAUGGGACUUCGAGAGCAGCUGGACAUCAUAAAAAUAAUCGACCCGAGCGCACAGAUUCUGCCGACAGACAGCGAGUUCAUCAUUGAACUAAACUGCCUCACAGAUGAAAAGCUCAAACAGGUGCGGAGCUACAUCCGUGAGCACAGUCGACGGCAGCAGCGCAGCGUGAAGAGGAGCCUGGCGAGCAGCAGCAGUAACACCAGCAUCACCAGCAGCAGCAUCAGCAGCAGCAGCAGCAGCAGUGCCUCCAGCAUCAGCCGCGCUCACAGCGACAGCAACCUGGCCUCCGCUGCAGAGAGGAUACGAGACUCCAAGAAGCGCUCCAAGCAGAGGAAGCUGCAGCAGAAGGCUUUACGCAAGCGUCAGCUGAAGGAGCAGAGACAGGCUCGUAAGGAGAGACUGAGCGGUCUGUUCCUGAACGAGGAGGUGCUGUCUCUCAGAGUCCCGGAGGAGGAGGACCACUGCGACGACCUGGACGUGCUGAUGUGACCCCAGUGACCCUUCAGUUCUCCUUCUACGCCUCUUCCACAUC
This is a messenger RNA of Sinocyclocheilus grahami, 1217 nucleotides long. It is a transcript of the gene fam199x, whose product is annotated as family with sequence similarity 199, X-linked. Bases 104 to 1174 code for a protein of 356 amino acids. The record is from RefSeq and is a predicted model, not a curated record. The transcript is spliced from 7 exons. NCBI's taxonomy places the organism in Eukaryota, Metazoa, Chordata, Actinopteri, Cypriniformes, Cyprinidae.